Molecule: messenger RNA, 1550 nt
Organism: Gossypium arboreum
Lineage: Eukaryota; Viridiplantae; Streptophyta; Magnoliopsida; Malvales; Malvaceae
Product: ethylene-responsive transcription factor ERF061-like
Exons: 1
Coding region: 417-1322 (301 amino acids)
Biological process (GO): regulation of DNA-templated transcription
Molecular function (GO): DNA binding; DNA-binding transcription factor activity
Source: RefSeq, a predicted model, not a curated record
UACACCAAAGCUUGAACCAGAGACAUCUCUCAACACAGUUAAAUUCUAAUCCCCUCCUUUGAAACCCCCAAAAUAAAUUAUUUUUCUUCAUUUCCACGCCAAAAAUCUGGGUUUUUCUUUUCUCACAUAGCAUUUGCCCCUUGGCUUUAAAGUUGAACCCAACAUUUCUUCAUCGUUAAACUAUCCAUAUUACCUUUGGUCUCUGUUUCAAACAAAGAAUCAUACCUUUCUUUCCAAGUUGGAAUCUCCUUUGAGGGACCUUUUUUUUUUUUUUUUUAAAGGCUCCUCUGUUUUUCCUUAAUCCACUUUUCUAUUGCCUUUUGGUUUUUGUUUUAUAAAGGAAAAAGGGGCAGUUUUUAAAGUCCUGUUUCCUUUCUGAAUCUUCCCUCCCGCACUCUGUUUUCAAAAAAAAAAAAAUGCAAGAAAUCUAUCAUCCUUUUGGAUUCAAAAAUGGCGUUGAUAUUGGAUCUUCGUUAUCACAAAUCAUAUUAUCAGGAGGCUCUAAUACUUUAGAUUCAGUGUUCUCUCAUUGUGCAUCACUACCAACAGCCAUUGCCACCAACUCUGUUUACGAGCCAUUAGGUUCAUCAGUCUAUCUCCGCCAGAGGGAUCUCCUUCAGAAUUUCUGCCAUGAAAACAAAGGGAACCCUUCAUUUUCAGGAAAAUCCGUAAAGGGUAGUCUUCAAAACUGCCCAAAUCCUCCAUCGACGACCGAUUACUUGAGCCCACCUCAAAAGAAGAAGCUUUACAGGGGCGUGAGGCAAAGGCAAUGGGGCAAAUGGGUGGCUGAAAUUAGACUCCCGCAAAACAGAGUCCGAGUCUGGUUAGGCACUUAUGACACAGCUGAAACCGCCGCUUAUGCCUAUGAUAGAGCCGCGUAUAAGCUUAGAGGCGAAUACGCGAGGUUGAAUUUCCCGAAUACCAAAGAUCUAAGUGAGUUGGGGUUUGCAGAUUGUGCUAAAUUGAAUGCUUUAAAGAAUACAGUGGAUGCUAAGGUUCAAGCCAUUUGUCAAAAGGUGAAAAGAGAGAAAGCUAGAAAGAAAGCCAAAAGAUCACCUGAAGCUGAAAAGCAAGCCAAAGUUCCAGAGCCAUGUUCAUCGUCUUCGUUGUUAUCGCCGGCGGUUUUUAGCGAAAAUUUAAGCAACGAAUGGCCGUCGCCACCGGUGUCCGAAGAUGGGUUUUGGAGAUGUGCGAAUUCGCCGUCCUCUGUUUUGAAUGACUAUCCGUCGAUGAUUACAGAGGAACCCAUGUUUGAAGACUGUUCGCUUUCAAGAAUGCUGUCUUUUGAUGCUGAUUUGUUAUGGGAGAUUCUUGCUAAUUAGGAUAAUAAUUAUGUUUCAUUUUUUUCCUCAAAAAAUCAAAUAUCUUCAGCAGAUAGCUGUUAUUUUUUGUUAGGUACUUACUUACUAACAAUGGUGUCAUGCUGUUUAUGGGGUCUGGUUUAGGGUUUUGGUUUUUAGUCUUCUCUUUUUCCUUUCUUUCGAUUUUGAGGCAUUUUCUGAGUUUGGAUUUUGUUUUUCUUCUCAAUGAAACAUAUUAAUAGUUAACCA